This is a messenger RNA of Condylostylus longicornis, 2190 nucleotides long. Its product is annotated as tRNA uridine(34) acetyltransferase-like. The transcript has 8 exons. Gene Ontology annotation, biological process: tRNA wobble base 5-methoxycarbonylmethyl-2-thiouridinylation. Gene Ontology annotation, cellular component: cytoplasm; nucleus; elongator holoenzyme complex. The coding region runs from base 1 to 2190 and encodes 729 amino acids. The record is from RefSeq and is a predicted model, not a curated record. Lineage: Eukaryota; Metazoa; Arthropoda; Insecta; Diptera; Dolichopodidae.
AUGGCGGACAGCCCCAACAUCAUAGAAGAUCUUCCGACUGAUGAUCGCGAUGAUUUUAUCAAAGACUUCUUUCCAGCGACGACCGACGAAUUUGUAGCAAAGUGUGGAGAAGUCAAGGCGUUAUGUGCUUCUGACUUUGAUGAUGUUCAUCGUCGGCGUCAUUUAGAUUCUUUUAAGAAGUCAUGGCAGGAGUGGGCGACAUACGAUUCAACUGAACGGAAUGUCCCAGAUGAGACAGUUCUCGAGUUUGUCUCCCGUCUUAUCACCAUUGCACCGACAACGCAGAAGGAAUUCGAUGAUGCCCAGAGGCGUUUGCGAAGGGAGUUCAAAAUUGCUGUCUCUAAAAGCGUGAUGCUUGCGGCAUACGAGCAAUUGACAUCUGGAAAUGAUAUGUCGACAUCUCUAGACCAGUUUUUAGUGAAGAAGGUAGUUCGAACCCACUCAGGUGUUGUCGUUGUUACUGUACUAACAAGCCCCGGGUCAUUCAGCUGCCCUAAAGACUGCCAUUAUUGCCCCAAUGAACCAGGGCAGCCGCGCAGCUAUCUUUCCACAGAGCCGGCUGUCCUUCGUGCAAAUCAAAAUGGUUGGGACGCUGCGCUUCAAUUUUGGGAUCGGGCGUCCACUCUAGACAAUAAUGGACACACAAUUGACAAAAUCGAAGUUCUUGUUUUGGGUGGCACUUGGAGCGGCUAUCCACGGUCAUAUCAAGAGGAGUUUAUCCGAGAUUUGUUUUACGCUGCAAACACUUAUCAAGAUUUCUCAGUUGCGGGGCGCAAGACAAAGCAACAGAAGCCAGGAGCAGGGGGGCACCCUCUUCCGGAAACACCAGAAGGUUUGAGACCACGAUUGACUUUAGAAGAAGAGCAGCAUAUUAAUGAGGGAGCUCAAUGCCGCAUCAUCGGACUCACACUGGAAACCCAUCCAUUGCAUUGUACGUAUUGUCAGGUUGAUAUUCAUUUAAUGCCAGAUCUCCCAGGAAGCUCGCCUCAAUUAGAUAAACAAAUGUUUGAAUUUGUGCUCUCAUCCCCUCUGUUACAAGUGGAUCAGUGGAAAAUCUAUCCUUGCGAAGUGACCCCAUUUUCUGAAAUCGAGCGGUGGUACAAAGAGGGAAAAUUUGUUCCUUAUGCCGAGCGAUUUGACGGUCAGGAAUUGAUUCAGUUAUUAGUGAAGGUUAAAUCUGCUGUUCAUCCCUGGAUCCGUUUGAAUCGGGUGGUUAGGGAUAUUCCAAAUCCGUCGAUAAUUGCUGGAAACGAUCGAACAAAUUUGAGACAAGUCUUGCUGUCGUGCAUGUCCAAGAGAAACCUGGCUUGUCGUUGCCUACGGUGCCGAGAAGUGAAGACUGAGCUUAUCGACCCAAGUGUUGGGCAGUUGAAGGUGCGCCGCUAUGACACAUUUGGUGGGGAGGAGUAUUUUAUUUCGUAUGAGACAGAAGAUGAGAAAAAGCUCUUCGGAUUUCUUCGUCUUCGGCUGCGUCACACUGAUUUGGAAGCGACAACCAAUCCUGACCCAAAGUUGGAUUUGGAGAAAACAUUUCCAGAACUCAUUGGAUGCGGAUUAAUCAGGGAGUUGCAUGUUUAUGGGCAGCUCGUUGGGUCUCGUGAACAACGCAUCGUGAAUGACACCAGGUCGCAACAUACUGGAUUUGGAAGGCGCCUUAUUGCAGCUGCAGAAAUAAUAUCCCUAGCGCGCGGUUUACAACGGGUGGCAGUCAUUGCAGGAAUCGGAACUCGGGACUACUAUAGAAAGUUUGGUUAUGCAGUGGAAGGACACUUCAUGACCAAAGGUGUAACAAAGGAGGCUGUCAAGGAUUGGAUAACUCAGCUGAAUGUGCAGCUACCAAUAGAGAUUCAAUUAUAUAACACAGAAACCGAUCUGGGACUACUGGAUUGUGGUGUCGAUACAGCGGUCUCUAAUGAGGUCCAAAUGGAGGUUCAAACGAGAACCGAAGGUCGCAAGAAUAGACGCGAUCAGCAUCGAGCAGUAAAACCAGAUAUUUUAACUCCAUUUGGGACAAACUGCUCUCCCCAAGUGAAGAGCCAUUCUGAUGGUGUUGCUUUCGCAUUUUUGGAUCGAGUUCUACAAGGGAGAUCGCAUUUCUUUAUACUUGAGUCCCGUUUUGCACAAACUGUUUUCGCUUUAGGGGUUUUGGCUUUCACUGCUCUCUGGUACUCUCGUCGUCGAGCUUUGUGA